Messenger RNA from Knipowitschia caucasica, 1419 nucleotides. NCBI's taxonomy places the organism in Eukaryota, Metazoa, Chordata, Actinopteri, Gobiiformes, Gobiidae. The record is from the annotation of a GenBank genome assembly.
AUGAACACGGGGGAUUACCGGGAGGAUGGCAUGGACCUGGGCAGCGACGUCUCCAGUCGCUCCAGCUCGGAGUCAAACUCCAACAAGGUGACGCCCUGCUCCCCAUCCAUCGACCUGGCUGCUCUGGAGGACUAUGAGGAAGAUGAGGACUUCCAGCACUACAAGAAGAAGGUUAUUGAGGAGUGGGAGAGCGAGUACCGAGACCACUACAGUUCCUCUCAGCAUCCUGGUCCAGAGGAAGGUGGAGGAGGUGGAGAUGGGGCCAAUGACCAUAAUGCAAGCUACAUCAAAACAGCAAACAGUCACAUUGAAGAUGAACUUCUCGAUAUAAAGUCUGUGCCAGCCUCUCUGACCCCCAGUGGACAUACAGCCUCAGGCGACUCAAGCCCAGAGGAACUUAAACAGAAUGGAAAUAUGAUUGUGCCACGCAGCAGCCAGCUGCAGCCUCUUGCAGUAGGACAAGAGGCCACAAAGACCACCUCACAACGCAGCUCUGGGCAGGCCCGAGUGAUCCGCUAUGCCAAGGCAGCGACAGAGACAGUGGGGCGUACAGAGAGGUACAGGCAGGACCCAGCUGUGGAGGAGGAGCCUCUGCCCACCAUGGACUGGGCUGCUCUGGAGAGACAUCUGGCUGGUCUGCAGUGCAGAGAGCAGGAAAACCAGAACCUUAACCACAACUACAAUUAUAGCUCUGGCAAAACCAACUACACCUCAGCCCAAAAGAAUGAGAGAGAGUCCAUCAGGCAGAAGCUGGCGUUGGGCAGUUUCUUCGACGAUGGCCCGGGCAUCUACACCAGCUGCAGCAAGAGCGGCAAACCCAGCCUGUCGUCACGGCUGCAGAGUGGGAUGAACCUCCAGAUCUGUUUUGUGAAUGACAGCGGCAGCGACAAAGACAGCGAUGCAGACGACAGCAAGACCGAGACAAGCCUGGACACUCCACUGUCCCCCAUGUCCAAACAGAGUUCGUCGUACUCGGACAGAGACACCACGGAGGAGGACUCGGAGUCUUUAGAGGACAUGGACUUUGUGAGCCGGCAAAAGAAGCUUCAGGCUGAGGCCAAACUGGCCCUGGCGAUGGCCAAACCAAUGGCCAAAAUGCAGGUGGAGGUGGAGAAGCAGAACCGUAAGAAGUCCCCUGUGGCCGACUUACUGCCACACAUGCCCCAUAUCAGUGAGUGUCUGAUGAAGAGGAGCCUGAAGCCCACAGACCUGCGAGACAUGACCGUGGGGCAGCUCCAGGUCAUCGUCAACGACCUGCACUCCCAGAUUGAGAGUCUGAAUGAAGAGCUUGUCCAGUUAUUGCUGAUUCGAGAUGAACUUCACAUGGAGCAAGAUGCAAUGUUAGUGGACAUAGAGGAUCUCACUCGGCAUGCUGAGAGCCAGCAGAAACAUUUGGCUGAGAGAACCGUGUCCAAAUAA